Molecule: messenger RNA, 1240 nt
Organism: Pollicipes pollicipes
Lineage: Eukaryota; Metazoa; Arthropoda; Thecostraca; Pollicipedomorpha; Pollicipedidae
Product: pre-mRNA-splicing factor RBM22-like
Cellular component (GO): U2-type catalytic step 2 spliceosome; Prp19 complex; U2-type catalytic step 1 spliceosome
Molecular function (GO): pre-mRNA binding; U6 snRNA binding; metal ion binding
Source: RefSeq, a predicted model, not a curated record
AUUGGGUGGCUGAUUGUGCCAGGAUAUAUUGGGUGCAUACUCUGUGUUCGGCAAAGACCGUGUUUUUUAUCUUGGUUAGUUGGUAGGCAGCGUCUGCCAAGGCGGUACAAAGGAACUCGGAAGGGUGUGAGGGCUUCAACAGUUCUGGCAGUACAAACUCCUUUUACCAGGGCUAAUUGCAUUUCACUGUUUUCUUACCUGCUGAGCUAAGAUGGCAACAGCCAAGGGCUCCAACACCUACAAUCGCCAGAAUUGGGAAGAUUCGGAAUUUCCCAUACUGUGCCAGACAUGUCUGGGGGACAACCCCUACAUCCGAAUGACGAAGGAGAAGUACGGCAAGGAGUGCAAGAUCUGCACACGCCCGUUCACCGUGUUCCGCUGGUGUCCGGGGGCUCGGAUGCGCUUCAAGAAGACAGAGGUGUGCCAGACGUGCGCCAAGCUGAAGAACAUCUGCCAGACCUGCCUGCUGGACCUCGAGUAUGGGUGUCCUCUGCAGGUGCGGGACGCGGCGCUGAAGCUCAAGGAGGACAUUCCCAAGUCGGACGUCAACAAGGAAUACUACAUCCAGAACAAGGAGCAGGAGCUGCAGGGCGCCAACCCGGCCGGUGCGCUCAAGUCGGCGGCGCCCAGCGACCUGCUGCUGAAGCUGGCGCGCACCACGCCCUACUACAAGCGGAACCGGCCGCACAUCUGCAGCUUCUGGGUGAAGGGCGAGUGCCGGCGCGGUGAGGAGUGCCCGUACCGGCACGAGAAGCCCACCGAUCCCGACGACCCGCUGGCCGACCAGAACAUCAAGGACAGGUACUACGGCGUCAAUGACCCGGUGGCGGAGAAGCUGCUGCGUCGGGCGGCGGCCAUGCCGCACCUCGAGCCGCCGGAGGACCGCAGCAUCACCACGCUCUACGUCGGGAACCUGGGCGAUUGUGAGCUCAUCACCGAGCGCGAGCUGAAGGACCACUUCUACCAGUACGGCGAAAUACGCUGCAUUACCGUGGUGCACAAGAACCAGUGCGCCUUCGUGCAGUACAUCUCCAGGGCGUCGGCGGAGGCGGCAGCCGAGGGCACCUUCAACAAGCUGAUCAUCCGCGGCCGCCGGCUCAACAUCAAGUGGGGCCGCAGCCAGGGGCGCCAGGGCGUCGAGGAGACGCUGACGGGCGCGCCGGAGAUGCCGCUCGAGCCCGUGCCAGGUCUGCCGGGCCCGCUGCCGCCGCCGCCGAUGGGACUGCCGCCGGGACCGCCG